Messenger RNA from Pomacea canaliculata, 4163 nucleotides. Its product is annotated as coiled-coil domain-containing protein 92-like. The record is from RefSeq and is a predicted model, not a curated record. Bases 181 to 1158 code for a protein of 325 amino acids. The transcript is spliced from 4 exons. NCBI's taxonomy places the organism in Eukaryota, Metazoa, Mollusca, Gastropoda, Architaenioglossa, Ampullariidae.
CCCGAGAUGCUGUGUAAAUUCUUGUCGCGAAGGCCAUGGCUGCGUUCUCGCUUGAUGUUGUCAUGGAAUACCGUCAUGCCUUGGAUUAAACGAGAUGACCACAGGGUGGCAAAGAACCGAUGCUGGUUUUUCGUUUAGAUUUAUAUUUUUUUGGCAAGAGUGAAUGCUGUUUGCAUCACCAUGGCAACUGAAGCAGAUAUACACAAGCGGAACUUGGAAAGCUCUAUUUUGUUUAUGCAACAGAACCAUGCGGCCACCCUUAAAGCUCUUCAUGAAGAAAUACAUAAGCUGCAAAACCGCUGCACAGAUUUGACAUUCCAGCUAACAAUGAAUGGGAUCAAUAUAAAUGAAUCUGAUGUUGAGGAGGUUGCCAGUCAGCUGAAAAACUCACAAAAACAAGAAGCAUCACUUAGGAAGCAGCUGACAGAAAGAGAGGAACAAGUGCAGAAAUUAGAGCAGGAGUUACGCUUGCAGAAAAAGCGCCACCUUGAUGAGGUGAGAAAUGUCAACCAAACCAUCAAUGAUUUACAAGCACAAGUGGAAGCUAAAUCAAAUAACAUUGCAUUUCUCACAACAGAACUUCAUCGUCUUAAAGUCCAUCACAAAUCUAACCAAAGUCUGUUACAGUCCAACACGGCAGUAGUAGGAGAAGUGGGAGCAAGUAUUGUACGUCGAAUACAACCUCAGUACAAUCAUCUUCCAGUUCCACCGAAGGACAUUGUUGCAAAUUCAACACGUAUCCGACCACGAGGCUCUCAUUUAGUAGGUAGUUCCAGUGUUCGUCACCGUGUGGUUAAGGUUUCAAACAAUUCAGGUGGUGGUGAAGGUGAAAUACUGUCUCGUGCUUUUCAAGUGGCUUCAACCUCAACUCCCAGUAGUGGAUCCCAAUCCCCAGACGUUGCUCCUUUCUUACAGAAGAAUGCAGACUUUGGUGUGGAACUUAAAAAGCCACCUGUUCUUCCACCCAUCCCUGUCUCUGUCUCUUCUCCUCCUGAUCAGCAAGUUGAAAUGCAUCAUAUGCUAAUCUCCCAGACAGGAUCUCACAGAGUGUCAAAGGGUAGACCUUGUACACCAGAAGUUGCUACUCUUGCUGUUGAUCAAGUGGGGGACAAAAAUUGGAACAGGGCUCAUGAGUCUCGGAGCUCGGAAUAUAAUUAGCUUUAGUCAUUUUGAUGUCAAUAGUACCAGUUGAUAUCAUUACAGAAUGGACAUGUUCUUCGCUAAUUAUUGUUAUGUGCAAAAUUGGUGUCCUUUAACUUUGCCAUAUGCAUAUAUUUUAUCUUUAUUACUUUAAAACAGUCUCCUUACAUUCAUGAACUUUAUAGAUAUUUAGUGAUGCUUUAAAAUGUUUACUCCUUCACUUAAAAAACUGUGCUUAUAUAUCCGCUUAUUUUACAUGACCCUUCAUAGCUGCAGCCACAAAUAAACAUCACCCCUUGUACCCUCAAGGGAAAAAAGUUGAUUCAUGGUCAGUGUUACUGUUCCACGGCUCAGCUAGAAGAAAACAGAAGCCAUCGAAACCUCAUAUGUAUAAUUUAUUCGAUGAAGAUGGGGACAAGUUUUGCAGCAUCAUCAAAGUCGCACAGUUUGUUGCAAAGAAAAUAUGAUGAAGUAUGCAUAAUUUAACAUAUAUUUGAAAAGUAAUGUUAUGAAUACAAGUUUGAUGCAGAAGUCAUAUUCAAAAUAAGAUAACAUCAUCAUAUUUAAAACUAUUUUUAUAAUUUUAGGAGAUGAGAGAAAUGAUUUAAACAAAUACUAAAGAGAGAUCAUAUUUAUUUUAGAAUCACAGCAAAGAAAACUUGUAGUAUUAAUAUGAAGUUAUCAGCAAGACAAAUUUGAAAAACUGCAAAAUCGUGACCUAUGUGUAAAACGUGUGAUUAAAUGAUGAAGUCUGUUUACACAUUUUAAAAAAAAUUAAAAUAACCUUUUCUUAAUGACAUCAUACUCACUGGUCUAACUGUCAGAAAUAGCUGUUUAUAAUAUCAACAGCUGAAAAGUGGUCUUGGCAUAAAUUAUAUUUGUUUGUGUACAAUUUUAUAUUGAGGGGUGUCUUGGAAAUUGAAAUAACAGCUUAAUGUGUUUCAGUUUGGUGAAUAGUAUGUUUGACAUUAUUUUGUGGCUGUGUAUGAAUAUCCAAUGGCACAGUUAUUAACAUGAUAGAGGCAGAUCACUAGAAUGUGUCCUUAAUGGUUUUGGUUUAAAGCAGUUUGAAAAACUUUCCAUCGUUAUAUGUACACCCUUUUCCCCCUUUACAAACUUGUAAAGAGUAGGAAAAUGCACAGAAUCUGUUUAGGCAGUUGUUGUGGAGGGUUUUUACCCUACUUGCUGUAAUAUUUACAGCUAAUGAGAAAGUUCAAGAUUUUUUCAGAAUAAAAUAAUUUCCAAUUGUAAUCGAAACUGGUAAGGGCAAUGUCAGAACUGGAAUAUUAUAAACUUUGCGUGUGGUUUGUCUCAUCCAUCAAUGUGUACAGAAGGAGACAUGUAAAUAAAUGUGUGCAUAUUUUAGUUCUUGUUGUUGAGUCAUUGCAUGAAAGUUCCGUCUGUAUGUGUAAGUUUAUUUGAGUAUUCAGAUAUGUGUGUGUGAAGGGGAGAGAAAUGAAAGAGGAAAAUUCUGAAAGGCUGAUUGAGAGGUAUGCCUAAUCUGUUUACACCAGAUGAUGUUUAGUUUGGACUUUGCUUACUCAUCUACAUCAUGCAUAUUUUUUAAAGUGAGUAAUUUUAUGUGACAAUAUAUUUUAUCUUGAUGUCAUUAUCAUUGUAGGGCAUGGUAAGCUGCAAGAGUCCUUUAAUCUUUUUUGUAAGAUUUGUGAGAACUUCUACACUGAGUGCUGGCUUCAAUAUAUUAUACAUGUAUAUUUGUGCUUCUUCUGAUUCAGAACUGUGAGAAAGCCUUGAGACAUUUUGAUAUGAAUUUGGAAAACACAUAGAGUUGCAUGUUUAUCAUAGUAGAUCAAAUCACGUUUCUUAGAAGUAAGCGCUCUGGACUUUAAUAAUUUAUUGGUUUGAAUCACUAUCAAAUGGUGCUAACUGUAAUUUGGUGUGUUUUUUCAGUUCAUAUGCAGAUUCCUAUCUAAGCUGUCAAAGAUCUUAUUUCUAAACCUUUCAUGGCAUUUUAAGACCAAAGCAUGAACAGUGCUGUCUCUCAUUUGUCUCUUUCAUGUGUAGUUCUAUAUCAACUCAUCAAAGUUCUUGCAGGACAUUGUCAAGUUCAUGGUUGAGUUUCUGUAAUAGGUCAUGAUCUCUUUCAGAAUAAAUCCCUAGAGUUCACUGUGUGAAUAUUCCAUAUUUCAAAUGAUGAAAAAGACAGCUGUAUGGUUAGAACAUCAGCAUAUGAUCCAGAGGCAUGCACACUGAUUAAUGCAGUGCCUUUCCUUUAAUACACUUUAGAGACUACAUUUUCAGUAAUAGAAUUUGAAAAAUGUUCUUCUGGACUAUGUCAAUCAUAAAGUAAAGGAGAAGAUAGCAGGAAGAUAGGCUGGAAUGUCUGUUCAUGUAGCUAUUAGACAUGUAAGGGCAGAUGCCUCAUAAAUGGUGGUCAUUUUUAAUUAAGCUCUAGGUCCUGUAGUUGACAUGAGAAAAGGUGGGUAACCAUUUUCAUUAUUAUGCCUUCUAUGAUAUACCACCAUGUACAGUUCAAGGACUAUUAAAAAAAAAUCUGCUGCAGUUCCUGUAUUGCACAUAAUUAUUAUUAAGACAGGAAAUAUUUCAGAUAUUUUAAACAAAAACACUUUACUUAGUGUAUAUUUGCAUACAUGUCUGCACAUAUAUUUUUAUUGCCCUCGUAUUUUUAUUACUAACAUUUUCAGUAGGGAGUGCAGUGCUAUACACUGAUGUCUGUUUUGGUAUCAACUUGUUUUCUCUUUAUACUCCUUGUCACAUUGUUUAGAUGAUUGAAUGUUUAAAAAAAAUUGCAAUAAUUGUAAGAAGAGUGAAAUGUGAAGAAGAUAUUUUAAAAUUCUUGUGGAAGAUGCAGCCUUCAUCUCAUAUAAAUCAUAUCUUUCUGACUGAGAACUGAUGCAUAAUUAACAUAUCAUUGAACUUCAACUUGAAGUUCCUACUGCUGUCCUUUAGCUGCUGAUUUUAUGAACAUCAUAAACCAUUUCUUUGAUAAUUUGGAAGAGUUGAUUUGUUUGCUUAAAAAGCUAAUUAAAACUGAAAAUAAA